Messenger RNA from Epithele typhae, 1323 nucleotides. RefSeq lists its product as uncharacterized. The record is from RefSeq and is a predicted model, not a curated record. The coding region runs from base 1 to 1323 and encodes 440 amino acids. Lineage: Eukaryota; Fungi; Basidiomycota; Agaricomycetes; Polyporales; Epitheliaceae. The transcript is spliced from 3 exons.
AUGGGCGUCGAGCACGCAUGCCUCGGCCUGAGCCAGCCUGAGCUGAGCCUCGCCAGUCUUCGCCCUCGUCUUGCACACGCUCUCGCAUCUCUCUGGGCCUGGAACGAGUGUGCCAUUCUUGUGGCGUCACUCGAAACUCGGCUGUGGGAACCCGGCAUCCGCCCGGAAGGCCGCACGCAGUUUCAGGCCACGACUGCCGUCUUUCCGGCGGCCGGUGUCGUCUCAGCCAGCCGUGCCAGUCCUGCCGACCAAAAUACCCCCGUUUCCUCCUCCCUUGACGACUCAAUCUAUGUCUUCCCGAACCCUUCCACCACUCCACCCUUCAGCCCUCCAAGCCCAUCUUCCUCCCUCUUCUCCGCCCCGACGGAUUUCGAUCCCAGCGACACCUUUUCACUUGGCUCGCGUUCCCGCUCUUGCUCGAGCGCAAGGCCGACGUUGGUGGAAGACCCCGACAGGACAAUCACCGGUCCUCGAACACGCUACAUCUCCCCCAAUGAGCUCGAGAUCGAUGUCGAACUGUGGGACUUGGAAUCCACCACCGACGCCAGCUCCAUCCUGCGGGACGAGCUCGAGGCCGAGAUUGAGCGCACCAACGCACGCGGUCUCGACCUCGCCUUCCUCCACAACGCUCGCAAGCCCCACCGCGCCAGGCUCCCGCCCGGGUUCCAAGGGCCCACCUUCUCUAUGCUCCCCUCCGCGCUCUGCACCCCGCCCCCGACGCCGAACGCGUCCCCGUUCGCCACGGCGCGCUCGAACCGGUGGACGGAAUGGGAGCACACCGUCCGCCCGCUCGCGCACCGACGCUCGCGCACCCUCUCGCGCCUCCGCACCUCCACGCGCCCGCGCUCGCCGCACCCGCGGAUCAACCUCCCGCUGCUCUCCGUCUUUGCAAGCGCGCUCUCCGUCGAUCUCGAGGACCCCGCGCUCAGCUUGCUCACCCGAGCGGACCCAGGAGACGACGAGGCGGUACUCUUCCCCGGGCACACCACCGCCCAGCUCCUCGCGGGAUCGGAGCAGGACGAGGGGGACGAAGAGGAGGAGGACGCCGAGGAGCGUGACGAUGAACAGCCGCACGGCCUCCCCAAAUUGCUUCUGGCAUCCAUCGCCGACCAGUCUGCCGUCGCGCUGCGGUCGCUCCGGGAGGGGCUCCUGUGCGUGUACCGCGCCGCCCGCCAUCCUGCCCCUUCCCGGCCCAACGGCCUUGUUCGGCCUUUGGCGCGUCGUAGGAGAGGUCUAUGCCAGGGGCGGCCAGGCAUGGAGAGAGGUCUGGGCGAUCCCCGCUGCCCGCAGUGCAGACUAAAAGGUGCUAUGUUCACGUUCUGA